AUGAGCACCUCAAAAACACCAGAGGCGGUGGGCGUCUCGCCUAUCGAAGUUGACAACCAGGUUGAAAGGACAACCACCGAGGAUAAAACGGACGAAAAGAUCCCAGCACAAGAUCGUGAUUAUGCCGGUGCUGUUACCAAUUUAUCUCCUGAGGAAAUCAGGCUCGUCCGAAAGCUUGACUGGCGUAUUAUGCCGAUGUUGACAUUCAUGUAUUUUCUCAACUACAUCGAUAGGAACACGCUCGCCCAGGCCCGACUAAACAAUCUGGAAAAAGAACUUGGCAUGCACGGCACUCAGUUUAACACUACGAUUUCCAUCCUAUUCGUUGGAUACGUUCUCACCCAAGUUCCGAGUAAUAUGCUUAUCACUAGGGUGCCGCCGAGCAUAUAUAUGAGUGCCUGGAUGCUAGUGUGGUCUGUAGUUUCUGUCGUACGCUGGGAUGGUGGUAUGCCGGUUCCUUCUUGGGAUCACGGAAGCUCCCAGGUUGCCGCUCGAAUUGCAAUGCUCUAUGCUGCCCAGAUCCUGGCAACCGGUUUCGCGGGGUUGAUCGCCGCAGGCGUAUUCUCUGGUCUUGAUCAAGUACGGGAACUAUCAGGAUGGCGAUGGUUGUUUAUUAUCGAAGGCUCUGUCUCAGCCGCCGUUGCGAUUGCUGGCUUUUGGCUACUUCCAAACACUCCGCUGACGACUCGAUGGUUGAAGUCUAAGGAACGCGAACUCGCACACGACCGAAUUCAAAGGGAUAAGAUGGGGUUACCAGAAAAGGCCUCAACGAUGGAGGGCCUAAAGCAGGCAGUCAGAGACCCCCGAACGUGGAUCUUUUGCUUGAUGCAGAAUUUCCAUCUGUCCGCUUGCGGGUUUAACAGUUUCUUCCCAACCGUGGUCAAGACCCUGGGGUUUAGCACAACAGUCACCCUAGUGUUGACAUGUCCACCUUUCCUUUUUGCCGGAGCUGCGGGUAUUCUCUUCGGAUAUACAUCUGGACGGUUCCAUGAGCGUACCUGGCAUAUCACCGCGGGGCUUACAACCGCUAUCAUCGGAUUUGUGAUUGCUGCUUCGACUCUCAACACCGCAGGUCGCUAUGUUGCCUGUUUCAUCUUCCCGAUCGGUGCCUAUUCGGUUAACUCAGUCAUCAUCGGCUGGGCUUCAUCAACAUUAUCUCAGACCCGUGAGAAACAAGCUGUCGUCCUUGCUAUGACGAAUGUCGGCGGACAGAUAGGAUAUAUAUACGGGGCGUACGUCUGGCCGGACUCCGACUCGCCCAGAUAUGGCAUCGGCUUUGGCGCAUCUGCUGGCUUCGCCCUUUGCUCCAUCCUCUGUGCCUGGUGGAUGAGAUAUCUUCUUAAAAAGGAGAACAAGCGACUGAGGGAGAAUGCGACUGCAACCACCAACUUUUAUGGAUAUUAA
Messenger RNA from Microsporum canis CBS 113480, 1404 nucleotides. RefSeq names its product MFS transporter. Gene Ontology annotation, molecular function: transmembrane transporter activity. Gene Ontology annotation, cellular component: membrane. The transcript is spliced from 7 exons. The record is from RefSeq and is a predicted model, not a curated record. The coding region runs from base 1 to 1404 and encodes 467 amino acids. Gene Ontology annotation, biological process: transmembrane transport. NCBI's taxonomy places the organism in Eukaryota, Fungi, Ascomycota, Eurotiomycetes, Onygenales, Arthrodermataceae.